This is a messenger RNA of Scylla paramamosain (green mud crab), 716 nucleotides long. RefSeq lists its product as uncharacterized. Bases 106 to 657 code for a protein of 183 amino acids. The record is from RefSeq and is a predicted model, not a curated record. Lineage: Eukaryota; Metazoa; Arthropoda; Malacostraca; Decapoda; Portunidae. The transcript is spliced from 6 exons.
CCCAAAUGAGAGGAUCAGACAAGUUAGACCGUCGCUACUGCAGCCUAUAUAAGACGGUUCAAAAUAAUUAGUCUCGAACUUCGUAUACAACUGUGGUCAGGUGAGAUGGCUGUUUCGGUCGUGAAUGUAGUGAUCCUUCUGGGAGUGUUUCUUGGGGAUUGUGCACACUCCCAAGAGCUGAAAUAUGAAACUCAUCCUCCGUACGUGCAGUCAACUGUUCAGACUCUGACGUCUACCACGACUGUGGUUGUCACCCAUACUGUUCGUCAAAUGGUUACCUCCGGCGUGGCUGACGAAAUAGUAACUACUUAUACUCCUGUGGUGACUUCUCUUGUCACGGAAUACAACUUUACUGGAAUCGGUGUAGGGGCGGAUACAGCGGUUAUCACUAGUACCAGCACACCGGUCCUCGUGGUAACGAGCACCCGGGUCAUCAGCCCUGUUAGAACCUUCGUUUCGAUUUUCUCUUCCUUCACAACGGUUAUUGUAACGGAUGACUUCGUGUUCUCGGUCACUAGUGAGGUGACAUGGCUUACGACCCAGAUCAGCCCCGUCUACGAGACCCGCGUGUUACAGCAAGCGGUGGCGACUACAACUACGCACUACUCCACGGUCACUACAACACUAACCACUCACGAAUACGGUUACCACAACUAGUGCGUGGGAUUUGAAUACGAUGUGUUUCCGUUCUGAGAAUAAUAAAGUCAAUUGGUUAA